Molecule: messenger RNA, 3681 nt
Organism: Linum tenue
Lineage: Eukaryota; Viridiplantae; Streptophyta; Magnoliopsida; Malpighiales; Linaceae
Source: the annotation of a GenBank genome assembly
UUCCGGAUUGAAAAUGGGUAUAAGGGUAUACAAGUCAAUUUAGUAUGAUUUAGGGCGAAAUCAUUUAAAUUUUAGAAUAGCAAUUCAGUUUUUUUUUUCCUCGCACAAAAUUUCGCCUGUUUGAUGCUCUCUGUCUCUAGAGUCUCUUCCCACUUGCUGCCGUUACCGUCGGCACUAAAACCCUAAUCUCACUUUCCCCAUUGCUCGAGUAAAAACCUUAAACCCAAAUCUCCCGGCCGCCCCUAUCACAUUUCAGAAUCACAUCGCAUAUGCAACUUCAGCAAUGGCGAUAAAGAAGUCGAAGAAGUCCACCGACGGCGACACCAAUAAGUCCAGCGAUGCAGACCUCCUGAAAUCCGAAAUCGCUUCUUUCGCUUCCUCGCUCGGCCUCGCUUCUUCCGCUCCCUCCUCUUCCUCCGGCUUCAACGAUGUCGAUUUUCGGAAACCCGCCCAUCCCAAACCAGCUCAGAAGACCUCCAAACCAAAUGUUCGAUCGGAUAAAAGCAAGACUCCCCAGAACCAGGAGAAGAAUUCCAAAAACGAGAAACCCGCCGGAGCCCAGUUCAAACCCAAACCCAAACCUCCAGUUCUGACGCUGGACGACGCAAACAAUACCAGAGCAACAUCGGUUGAGAAGUACAAGAACCUCUCCAAGCUGCCACUGAUAAAGGCAAAUGCAGUGGGUGUGUGGCACGUGGAUGCUGCGGAAUUGGAGGUGAAAGUGCUGGGAGAGGCUAACAAGAAGGUGGAAGUCAAGAUGAGCGUGGAGGAAUGGAAGAUGUUCGUGGAGAAGAAGAGGGAGGUUGGGGAGAGGUUGAUGUGGCAGUAUGCACAAGACUAUGAACAGAGUAGAGGGCAGAAUGCUGAUAUUAAGAUGCUUGUCACUACUCAGAGGUCUGGUACUGCUGCUGACAAGGUCUCCGCCUUUUCUGUCCUCAUUGGAGAUAAUCCCAUGGCUAAUCUGCGUUCUCUCGAUGCACUUGUUGGAAUGGUGGCAUCAAAAGUGGGGAAGCGUCAUGCGUUGUCAGGUUUUGAAGCAUUGAAAGAACUGUUUGUUGAAAGUUUGCUUCCUGAUCGUAAGCUGAAGACACUCUUGCAGAGGCCUCUUAAUGAUCUUCCCGAGACAAAAGAUGGUUAUUCCCUUCUUCUCUUUUGGUAUUGGGAGGAUUGCCUAAAACAGAGGUAUGAACGUUUUGUUCUGGCCCUUGAGGAUGCAUCCAGAGAUAUGCUACCCAUACUAAAAGACAAGGCUUUGAAGAGCAUGUAUAUGCUGCUGAAGAGCAAAUCAGAGCAGGAGCGGAGAUUGCUCUCAUCAUUAGUGAACAAACUCGGUGAUCCUCAAACUAAGGGUGCAUCCAAUGCUGAGUAUUACUUGACAAACUUGCUCUCUGAUCACCCCAGUAUGAAGGCUGUAGUCAUUGAUGAAGUGGACUCCUUCCUCUUUCGCCCUCACUUAGGGAUGCGAGCCAAAUACUAUGCCGUCAACUUUUUGAGCCAAAUUCGACUGAGCAAUAGAGGAGAUGGGCCGAAGGUUGCAAAGCGUUUGAUAGAUGUGUACUUUGCAUUAUUCAAGGUGUUGAUCACUGAGGCAGGUGUUAGUCAGCAAACGGAUAAAGACAGCAAAAUUGAAGAUAAAGGUACUUCUGGUCCUUCUAGGGAAGGGAAAGUUAAAGCUUCACAAGAAUCUCAUAUUGAGAUGGAUUCACGACUUCUUUCAGCUCUUUUAGUGGGGGUCAAUAGGGCGUUUCCUUAUGUUUCAAGUAAUGAGGCUGAUGAUAUAGUAGAGGGCCAGACACCAAUGCUCUUCCAGCUGGUUCACUCCCAAAACUUCAAUGUAGGAGUUCAAGCCUUAAUGCUGCUUGAUAAAAUCUCUUCCAAGAAUCAGAUUGUUAGUGAUCGUUUCUACCGUUCCUUGUAUGCUAAGCUUCUACUUCCAACUUCCAUGAAUUCCUCCAAGGUGGAAAUGUUUAUUGGCCUAAUCCUCAGAGCCAUGAAAAAUGAUGUGAACUUGAAGCGCGUCUCCGCAUUCGCAAAGCGCCUGUUGCAGGUUGCUAUGCAUCAGCCACCUCAAUACGCUUGUGGAUGCCUGUUUCUACUCUCUGAAGCUCUCAAAGCGAGACCCCCUCUAUGGAAUAUGGUGCUUCAGAACGAGGCCGUGGAUGAAGAAGAUGAGCAUUUUGAGGAUGUCGUUGAGGAAAACGGCAAGAAAGAUUCUACUGAUCCCCCUGCAAUGGAUGAAAGUAAUGAGAAGGAAGACCAUGAGCAUGAAUCUGACUCUUCUUCCGAAGAAGAAGAAGAAGAUAAGACUGUCGCCUCAAGUUCUGAGGAUGAUGAUGAUGAUGGUUCAGACGAUGAUGCUCGUCAACUGCUAAGAGUAGAUCAUUCAGAAAAAGUACAAUCGGAACCGGAACCUAACAACGAUGAUUUAAAAGCUGAUACCGGACUGGCUAGAGCUCCCUUGCCAGGGGGUUACGACCCUCGCCACAGAGAGCCAUCUUACUGCAAUGCUGACCGUGCCAGCUGGUGGGAGCUUCGAGUACUCGCUACCCAUGCCCAUCCUUCAGUAGCCACCAUGGCUGGAACGCUUCUCUCUGGCGCCAACAUAGUCUACAACGGAAACCCUCUAAACGACCUGUCGCCGAGUGCUUUCCUCGACAAGUUCAUGGAGAAGAAACCGAAGCAGAAGGAAUGGCAUGGCGGCUCCCAAAUCGAACCCUCCAAGAAGCUCGACAUGGACAAUAACCUGAUCGGGCCGGAGAUUCUGUCCCUGGCGGAGGAAGACGUUGCUCCGGAAGACGUCGUGUUCCACAAAUUCUACGCCAACAAAGCCAACAGUACGAACCCCAAGAAGCAAAAGAAGAAGAAGAAAAAGACCUCUGCGGAAGAGGACGCCGAGGAUCUGUUCGACGCGGGAGAUGGCGGCGCUGAUGAUGACGUGGCCGGAGGCGACGAGAGCGACAACGAUGAGAUUGAGGAGCUGCUGGACGCUACAUUGGAUCAAGAUGACGGCGGUGAGUAUGACUACGAUGAUCUGGACCAACUCGCCGGUGAGGAUGAUGAUGAGUUGGUGGGUGACGUUAGCGAUGUUGACAUGGAAGCUCUCUCGGAUGUCGCCGAGGGAGAAGACGAUAGCGACAUUGAGGUCGGAGAUGCUGAUUACGGCGAUGAGGACGAAGAGGAGGCAGUGGCGGUUGAUAGGAAGAAAAGACGGCGGCCAGGGAAGAUCGGCGGUGGUAAGGGUGCCUCCCCGUUUGCGAGUAUUGAAGAGUACGAGCAUUUGCUGAAAGAUGAAGACGAUGAUGGAACUGCCAAGAAGGAGAAGAAGAAGUCCGGCAAAGGCGGCAAGAAGCCAAAAUCGCGAAAGAAGAAGCAGAAAACGACUACUGACUGACUGAUUGAUUUCAAACAUUUAUGAUACACUACAGAUGCAUUGUACACCUUAAUUUAAGCUCUUGAACAUUUGAGCGGAAAACAGAGGAACACACUGAGCUACUGGAGUGCUGGUUACUACUACUACUACUACUAUGGUGCAGGCGUGCAACUACAUUAUAUUGGUGAUUCGUUUUCAGGAGAUGGCGACUUGGAAGGACUUGGGCUUGGGCGGCGGAGGGUGUUUCUCCGUCGAUGCCGUCGGACUUCCUCUCGCUUCCUCUUCUCGCCGCUCUUGAUCACCAGCAUGUU